This is a messenger RNA of Clunio marinus, 267 nucleotides long. The record is from the annotation of a GenBank genome assembly. NCBI's taxonomy places the organism in Eukaryota, Metazoa, Arthropoda, Insecta, Diptera, Chironomidae.
AUGAAAAAGCUACUUAUUACAUUUGUUGUAAAGACCGUUUGUUCAGUAAAACUUGCCCUGAAUUUUGAUCCUAAUAAAUUUUAUCUUGGCACUUUACGGCAACAACAGCUUUAUGCAGCAAUGGGAAAUAUAUUUUCACAAGGUCUAACAGAAAAUAUAAGAAUAUCUAAAUAUCCUAAAAUGUGCAUAUGCCAUUAUACUCUUUUAUUCAACACCAAUGAACUUCAUUCAAGAAUAAAAUUUACAGCUUUAUGUUUAUCUAACUAA